AUGAUUGCAAAUGGAACUGAUAUUGAGAAUGUGUUUCUCUGCUAUCCUCUUCUGCCGGACUCCUGUCCCAGAGCUCAUCGACUUCCCAUCCUUAAAGUGGCGAUGUAUGUUUUCAUGGUGCUGAUGAUCCUCACAACGGUUUUUGGAAACCUACUGGUAAUCAUCUCCAUCUCUCACUUCAAACAGCUUCGGUCUCCAACUCAUCUGAUCGUUCAGUCGCUGGCAGCUUGCGACUGUCUCCUGGGUUUUUUGGUCAUGCCGUACAGCAUGGUGCGAUCUGUUGAAGGCUGCUGGUAUCUGGGAGAUGUUGUGUGUAAAGUGCAUUCUAGUUUGGAUAUGACUUUCAGCAUCUCUUCCAUACUACAUCUCAGUUUAAUUGCUAUUGACAGGUACUGGGCCAUUUGUGACCCUCUCAGAUACAGAAUGAGGGUCACAAACAACACUGUCACUGUAUUUCUUACCUUCACAUGGCUGUUUUCGUUUGUGUACAGCUUUUCUGUUGUGUUUACAGGGGUAAACAAUGUUGGUUUAGAAGAACUUAUAUUGCAGAUUUCUUGUUUUGGCGGCUGUGUUUUGUUUUUUAACAAAGAAUGGGGAUUAAUUUGUGCACUUUUUGUGUUUCUGAUCCCAGGAACUAUCAUGAGCUCACUGUACAUGAGCAUCUUCAAUGUUGUGAAAAAACAUGUCAAAGUCCUGUCAGAGAAAGUGUCUGUUGCCCCUUCUGUAGGCAGUAAUAACCAAACCUCUUCACAGAGAGAGGGGAAAGCAGCUAAAACUCUGGCCAUUGUCAUGGGUGUUUUUUAUCUCUGCUGGUUGCCUUUUUUUACUGCCACUGCUAUUGACCCUUUCCUUAAUUUUGUAACUCCUGUUGAUGUUUUUGAUGCUCUGGUUUGGUUUGGAUAUUUUAACUCCACUUGCAACCCCUUGAUCUAUGGCUUUUUCUAUCCCCGCUUCCAGAAGGCCUUUAAGGUUCUAAUAUCCACUUAUAUCUGUGGCAUCAGUGAGUCACACACCUUGACAUUUCAAUGA
Carassius gibelio (silver crucian carp) is the source of this 1029-nucleotide messenger RNA. RefSeq names its product trace amine-associated receptor 4-like. The transcript has a single exon. NCBI's taxonomy places the organism in Eukaryota, Metazoa, Chordata, Actinopteri, Cypriniformes, Cyprinidae. The coding region runs from base 1 to 1029 and encodes 342 amino acids. The record is from RefSeq and is a predicted model, not a curated record. Gene Ontology annotation, molecular function: trace-amine receptor activity. Gene Ontology annotation, biological process: G protein-coupled receptor signaling pathway. Gene Ontology annotation, cellular component: membrane.